Fusarium mangiferae is the source of this 1560-nucleotide messenger RNA. RefSeq lists its product as uncharacterized. The coding region runs from base 1 to 1560 and encodes 519 amino acids. Gene Ontology annotation, molecular function: iron ion binding; heme binding; oxidoreductase activity, acting on paired donors, with incorporation or reduction of molecular oxygen, reduced flavin or flavoprotein as one donor, and incorporation of one atom of oxygen. The transcript is spliced from 3 exons. The record is from RefSeq and is a predicted model, not a curated record. NCBI's taxonomy places the organism in Eukaryota, Fungi, Ascomycota, Sordariomycetes, Hypocreales, Nectriaceae.
AUGGCUAUAAUUCCAUGGAAAGCAAUCGACGAAAGCCUCUCCCUUAGAUGGAAGAUUAUUGUUACCCUCCUGGCAAUCUACACUCUCCGUAUCAUAGGGACUCGCAUCACAACAACACGAGCAAGGCGCAAGUUCCGUGAACAACACGGGUGCGCUCCUGUGACUUGCCAACUCCCACUGAAGGACCCCUUUUUUGGCAUUGACUUUAUCUUGAAGCUGAUGAGGGUGUUCAAAGAAAAGCGACUAUUGGAAACCUUUGCCAACGACUUUUACAAGACAGUCGGUAUCACAUUCCUAGUCGAGCGUGGCUCUCAGCAGACUAUAUUCACGAUCGACCCCGAAAACAUCAAAACAGUUCUUGCUCUCAAGUUCAAGGACUAUGGACUUGCUUUUAGAGCUCCAUUGUUCAAUCCCGUCACAGGUGGCGGUAUGUUUGUUUCCGAUGGAGAGGAGUGGGCGCACUCGCGGGCUUUGAUGCGUCCAACCUUUGCCCGUGACCAAGUGGCCGACCUUGCAUUGACAAACAGACACGUCACAGACCUUGUGUCGAAGAUUCCUAUCAAUACAACCUUCAAUUUGCAGGAACUUCUUUUUGACUUCACCAUGGACACUGGCACUGAAUUCCUCUUUGGCGAGUCUACAGAUACACUUUGCAAUCCUACUAAAGCAAGCCAAGAGUUUACCAAAGCCUUUGACUUCACUCUCAAAGAUGUAGCUUAUCAGGCAAGAUUGGGCCCAUUACGCCGCUUCCAAGGCUCUCGAAGCAAGGCACUUGAAGUCUAUCAGGUAUGUCGGUCUUAUGUCGAACGUUAUGUCGAUCAAGCUAUGGCUCUUCGCACAUCGACUUUGACUGGGGAAGUAACAAGAGAGAAUGAACCUCAAAACCGACAUGACAGUCUGUUGAGGCAGCUUGCUAGAUCGGGUGUAUCGAAGGAAAAGAUACGCGCAGAGCUGCUAAGCGUCUUGAUAGCUGCAAGAGACACCACCUCGAAUCUAUUGGGUAAUCUCUUCUUUGUCCUUGCACGAAGACCAGAUAUCUGGACCAAGAUUCGAGAUGAAGUUAAGCAUCUAGACACAAAUGAACCAACAUACGAGCAGCUUCGCCAUCUCACAUAUGCUAAAUACUGCAUCAACGAAUCACUACGCCUCCAUCCUCCUGUCCCUAGUAAUGGCCGUAUGGCAUAUCGGGAUACGAUUCUUCCCCAUGGUGGUGGCCCAAAUGGUGAUCAUCCUAUUCAUGUUCCAAAGGGCUCCAUGGUAAAUUACACUGUCUACGCCAUGCAUCGUCGUAAAGAUCUGUAUGGCCAAGAUGCUGAGGAAUUUCGUCCCGAGAGAUGGGAGUCUCUCAGACCGUCAUGGUUCUUCUUGCCUUUCAAUGGGGGCCCACGCAUUUGUCUUGGUCAACAAUAUGCCAUCACUGAGUCUCUGCUGGUCAUAAUGCGAUUUGCUCAAGAGUUCACAUCAAUUCAAUCGAUGGACGCAAAGCCUUGGACUGAAGAGAUUGCGCUUGGGUGUGGCAAUGCUAAUGGCGUCUAUGUUUCAUUCCAGAAAUUAAAGUAA